CAACCCUCAAAUAUCCCUUAUCCUCACAUAAUAUCACUUUCUCAUCCCAUUGGACACAGUCUCUCCACAUCAGCAUUGCCCCUUCUCACUUCUUAUCACCUAAAAAACAAAAAAACAGAACUUCACAAAUCCAAAAGGGAAGAAAACUACAGAUCACUUGUUCCUGCCAAGAAAGAAUGGCAGCCACUGCAAUUUCCUCUUCUUUCUACACACCCAACACCCCCAAAAGCUUAGGCUCCAGAAAUUGGCCUAAUAAUCGUAUGUUGAGAUUUUCAUGUACCAAAUCACUACAAUUUCUCUCACUUUCUCACCAGAGAUUGAGCCCCACUAGCAGCACCAAGUGGAGGAUUCUGCGCCUAACGGCGGCCGUGGCCCAAGAAGAGGCGGAGGCGGCGGCGGCUCUGACUGAGCAGCCGGCGGAGGAAGAGGCGGCUGAGGAGCUUCCGGACGGUGGUGUGGGGGAGGAGGAGAGUGGCGGAGAAACUACGAAGCUUUAUUUUGGGAAUUUGCCGUACCUUUGUGAUAGUUCGCAGCUUGCUGGUAUAAUCCAAGAGUAUGCUUAUGCUAGCCCAGAACUAGUUGAGGUUCUUUACGACAGGGAAAGCGGAAAAAGCAGAGGAUUCGCGUUUGUGACAAUGAGUAGCAUCGAAGAGUGCAAUACGGUCAUCCAACAUCUUGAUGGAAAGGAAUUUGGUGGUCGAACAAUGAGAGUUAAUUUCUCGGACAAGCCUAGACCGAAGGUGCCAUUAUAUCCGGAAACCGAGCACAAACUAUUUGUUGGGAACCUAUCAUGGACCGUCACUUCCGAGAUUCUAACCCAAGCUUUUCAAGAACAUGGUGACGUGGUCGGAGCUAGGGUUUUGUACGAUGGAGAGACGGGAAAGUCUCGUGGCUAUGGCUUCGGAAUUGGGGAACUCAAUAGUCUUUCCCUUCGUAUUUUUAAAAUAAAGCAAAAGCCACGGCUUCGAAAGGGGUGGAGGAGAAAGUUGCCAGGAAGACCAGAAAGCAAGAUAUUUCGAUUUUCCUUCUCUCUCAAAUUGGUACAAGCAGCAGCAGCCAUGGCCGCCGACGAAAAUGGCAUCGUCCACAUCCUAAUCGUCCCUUACCCCGCCCAAGGCCACAUGCUCCCCCUCCUCGACCUCGCCCACCACCUCGCCGCCCGCGGCCUCUCCAUCACCAUCCUAAUCACCAGCGGCAACCUCCCGAUCCUCGCCCCAAUCCUCGCCGCCCACCCCUCCUCCGUCCAAACCCUUACCCUCCCCUUCCCCUCCCACCCCUCAAUUCCCGCCGGCGUCGAGCACAUCAAGGAUCUCGGCAAUCAAGGCAACCUUCCCAUGAUCGCCGCCCUCAGCGCCCUCCAGGACCCCAUCUCCGAUUUCUUCCUCGGCUGGACCCACCGCCUCGCCGCCCGCCUCGCCGUCCCCCGGAUCGUGUUCUUCAGCUCCGGCGCUUUCGCGGUGGAUCUCCUCAACAGCCUCUGGGUGAACUCAGAGAGCGUCGAUCCAGGGGCAGAAUUGGAAUUUCCCGAUUUCCCGGGGUCUCCGAGCUUCCCCUGGGAACACAUUCCUUCCGUGUUCCGGCGGUACAAGGAAUCCGGGCCUUCUGCUGCCGGUACCCAUUUCAACCUGCACAGAACCUCCAUGAUCGAUAAUUUCUCAGCCUGGGCCGCCAUCACCAACUCAUUCCAGGCCCUGGAAGGCCCAUUUCUGGCCCAUAUGAAAAAGGCCAUGUCCAGCCCACGAUUCUACACUGUCGGCCCGUUAAACAUCGUAUCCAGGCCGGGCCCAGACUCGCCCGAUCCCCAAAAUCACGCAGUAAUCUCAUGGCUGGACGAGUGCAACGACGACAGUUCAGUUCUGUUCGUCUGUUUCGGGAGCCAGAAGGUUCUCAGCACGGCCCAAAUGGAGGCGCUGGCAAACGGGCUUGACAAAAGCAAGGCCCGUUUCAUCUGGGCCACAAACGGGCCCGUCCCAGACGGGUUUGACAGCCGGGUCUCGGGCCGCGGCCUAGUCUUGAGAGGGUGGGCCCCACAGAGAGCGAUACUGGGCCACCGGGCAGUGGGCUGGUUCCUUAGCCACUGUGGAUGGAACUCUUUACUGGAGGCGGUGGUAGCUGGCCCUGUGAUAUUGGGCUGGCCCAUGGAAGCGGACCAGUUCGUGAACGCCAAGCUGUUGGUGGAUUACUUGGGGGCUGCAUUUAGGGUUUGUGAAGGAGGGGACACAGUGCCUGACCCGGAUGAGCUGGCCCGAAAGAUAUCCGAGUCGAUUCGUGUGGGCUCGAAGGAGAGGGCUAGGGCUAAGGAGUUGAGGGAUGGUGCAUUAGAAGCAAUUGCGAUUGGAGGGAGUUCUAAUAGGGAUUUGGAUGGGCUUGUGCAAGAGCUAGAAAAACCGAACAGCAACAAAUGUCUUGCUGGCUUCGAGCAAUAUUACGAGCUUUACACGAUUCUUCAACCUGAAUAA
Striga asiatica is the source of this 2459-nucleotide messenger RNA. The record is from the annotation of a GenBank genome assembly. Lineage: Eukaryota; Viridiplantae; Streptophyta; Magnoliopsida; Lamiales; Orobanchaceae.